ACACACCCAGCGCCAUCUUGGAGGAAGAAGAGUCGUCCUGGUCAAGGCAAGAGUCGAUGAUGAAGGUGGCUAACCCUGAUGAUAACCCAGUGAUCCCAGAAUACACGAAUAUUCCAGAAGAAGAGACAACGUCCGCCUGUCAGGGUGUCGUCAAGACCGUGCUACACAUGGCCUGGAACAACCUGCCCGAGUCCGUGGCCAACAAGGGCGUGGCCAGCUUCUUCUUCCUGAGGACCACCCCCGGGCUGGUGCCGGUCUACGGCUCCCUGAUGGAGGCGGAGAGCGAGAUGCCCUCCCAGCUGGAGUACGGGCUGCUCAAUGAUAACGCCAUACACAUGAUAGAGAGGAUGCUGGUUCUGGUGUACCAGCCGCUGCUCGCCUACCACCAGUACAACAACCUGGAGAAGUCUCAGGUCAACAUGCAGGAGAGCAACACUGCCGGCAAGCCGGAAGUUUCGGCGAAGAAGUCCACAGACCGGAAGAUGUCGAAGCGCAAGUCUAGCGCCAAACGGCCGUCUAGGACUGCAGAUGAUGAGAGCACGGGGCUGCAGAAGGAACAGCGCAAGACGAGCAUCUCAGCACGUGACGACUUCCUGGUCAGUGUGGCCAAGUUCACCGGGUACAUUGAUGAGCUCCUCAUGCAGCUCAAGAGCAAGCUGAAGCUAGAAAUUCCACCUCUAAAAUUGACCGGACGUCCGGCUGCUGACCUCAAGGACGCGGAGCUGAUGAAGGUCAUCCACGAGACUUGUCAAAGUUUUCAAAGUCAGGUUGACCAGCUCCUGGAGACGGAGCUGAGCAAACCCCGGGUGGGCAACGGUCCGUUGGUGGAGAUCAAGUAUUGGAAGGACAGGGACACAAUCCUACACGGCGUCACGGAGCAGUUGUCUACCCCUGUGCUGAAGUAUAUCCUUGACCUGCACAUGCGCACUGAAGGAGAUUUCGAGUUCACCUUGAAAGACCUGAAAAAAUACGCCCUUGAGGCUCGCGACAACGUCCGGUUUUUGUCGACCUUGGAACGUCACUUCCGGAACAUUAAAUAUGGCUCGACAUUUCAGUCUGUCAUCGACACGUUGCCGCCCAUGAUGAACGCGCUGAGAAUGAUCUGGAUCAUCUCACGGAACUACAACACGGACGAGCUGAUGGUACCACUCAUGGAGAGGAUCGCCUGGGAACUCUGCGAGAGGGCCACCAAGGUCAUCAAUGUCCGGCAUCUCUUCGAAUUCGACACGGGCACGAUAAAGCUGAUGACGAAAGCAGCGGUCAAGAUGCUGGAGACAUGGAAGAAAGCCUACUUCACCGUGCGCGCCAAAAUUGAGUCGUCUGGUCGUGACGUCAGAUGGGAGUUCGACAGGACGAAACUGUUCGAUCGUUCGGAUUACAUCAUCGCCAUCUGUGAGGACCUGCACGACAUGGCCCAGGUGAUGGAAGAGUUUAACAACAUCUUCAGUCAGGAGCUGAAGAACGUGACGGGUGACCCAGAGAGAAUUGACGAGGUGCUGGAGCAGGUCUACGAGCUCGUUCAUCCCAUCUCUAGGCUGCCCUAUGAUGCCUUCUCCCCAUCGAGGGCCACCAUGUGGCAGAUCCUGAAGACCAAGUUCUACAAGCGGGUCACGGAGAUUGAAGAAACCGCCAAGACGUUCAUUGACGAAUCCUUCCAGAGCCUGCGGUCGUCUGACGGCGCCUUUGAACUGCUCAUCAAGUUGAAGGGCAUCCAAUCACGUGAGGCCGUCAACAAGCGCAUGCAGUCUAAAUUUAGAAACGUCAUCCUGCAGUACAAUAAAGAGAUUGAGUUCACCAACAAUCUAUUUAUAGAAAACAAAAUGAACCCCCCGGUUUACCGGAACUAUCCGCCGGUUGCCGGCGCCAUCUACUGGUGCCGGUCGCUGUUCCACCGGAUCAAAGCCAGCAUCGUGCGCUUCAAUCAGAUGGCAGAGAUGAUGUCCACGGACAUCGGCAAGAUGGCCUCAGUCAAGUACCUCUCUGUGGCCAAGACAAUGCGGAGGUACGAGGAGACAACGUUCAGGACGUGGCACGACCACGUGGAGCGGGUCAUCCCCCACUACCUCAGGGCGGGGCUGCUCUACAAGAUCCCCAACACCAUACCCGUCCCCCCAGACGUCACGCUCCACCGACUCUCCUCUGGCUCCGCCCUUCAUUCCUUAUUUGAUGGCAACAUUGGUCGACUUAUGACAGACGCCAACAAAAUCUCCCACCUGACCCAGAUGUACGGAGUCAACCUGAACCCAGCGGUGCCACAAAUCAUCUGUGAGACCAAACUCUUGCUGUCCUUGCACCUCUUCGUGCCGGAGGUGGCCAAACACAUGGCUCUUGAUGAGGCCAAGCUAAAGAAGAUUGUCGCUGACCUUGAGGACAUGCUACAGAAGUAUUUUGGGGUCAUUGAUUCUCUGUCUAACCCGGAGCUGAUCCUGAUGGACAGUAGUCUGGCCAAGCUGAGAAAAAUGUUGAAAGCUCCGUACAAGAGAAUCAACUGGUACUCACUGGUCAUCAACGACAUGAUAUCCAAGUUCCACACGCAACUGAACCUCUUCAACGGCACCGUGAAGACGAUCACCCGCAUCACCAAGGACAUCCAGACCAUCCUGGACAACGUCGAGACACUGCAUCUCUUCAAGCAGAAGGCCGCCCCCUACCCGGGCUUUGUCUUCAGCUGUAAGGACACGUUCGACUUCGCCUACAGUAUGCGCGACACCGACAUUGAGCUGGCCUCUAAGAACGUCAGCUCCAUCGGGGUACUCAUCCUAAAGAUCGAGUCCACCAUCUCAAGCAGCACGGGGCUCACCAAGAAGCGGACCACCCUACAGAGCUACUACACCUACUGGGAGAGGACGAUCUUCAACUCACUCACCAAGAUGGUGUUGAAGAACCUCAAGUCGUACAUCUACCAGCUCCGGCAGGAGAAGCCGCUCUUUGGCAUCGAGGCUCAGCUGGCACCGCCCGACGUCAUCCUCAACCCACAGACCAACGACAUCUUCAAGACGAUCGUCUCCACGGCUAGAGACAUGGUCAUUAAAACCAAGCGGUUCGUGCGCUGGAUGAACGGCACGUGCGUGGAUGCCCCGCCCCAGAAGGUCAAGUUCCUGGACGAGCCGUACGUCUUCUCGUACUUCCAAGACCUCGUCCUCGACCCGGAAGUGGCUGAACUACUGACCGAGUGCGAGGAGGCGGCCUUUAAAUGCCUGGCCAAAGUUCACAAGUCCCUGGGCAAAUGGAAGAAGUUCCGUCCCUUGUGGAGAUCAGAUAAGGAGGAACAACUAGACAAGUGGCUGUUCAAGAAGAGAACUGCAACAGAUUUCGAUUAUAAGUUCCAGCACUAUUUCUCAUGUAUCGAGAACAUUGAAAGAAGAGAUGAGGUUAAGGUGAUUGGUUGCGUCGAGCUGAGUACAUCAGCAUUAGCAGACACCGCUAAAGGUCACGCCAGGGAAUGGAUACGUCUGCUGGGCAAGAAGCUUCACGCGCAGGCGGCGACAAAGCUGGUCUCUAUCCAUGAGGAAAUCAUGGACAAGUCGUCUGACCUUGAAGACACGACGGAUAACCUUGAGGAGUUGAAGGCCGUGCUGACGACCAUCCAGAGCAUCAAGGACAACCUGCUGAUGUGGGAGGUCAGGUGGCGAGCUGUGCAGGAGGAGUACCGGACCCUGAUGGUCUAUGGGAUAGAGGUGCCCGAGGAAGAGCUGAAGCUCCAGGAAGACAUCCCAAACAUCUACGAGAAGGUUCUGCUCAAGGCCAAAAACAGAGAUUGUCGUUUGGUCGUGGUCAAGUCAAAGUUCAAAAUGAUCACAGAGCACCAGGUCAACAACUUCAAGGAGGAGUGUGAAAUUUUCUACAACAAAUUUAUGGAGGAGGGGCCAGCCUCGGUGGGGGAUAACCUGCAGAUGGGUGACGCCCUGGUCGAGAAGUUCACUGCCGGCGUGGAGGAGCUGGAGGAGCGACGCGUGGAUCUCGCGCUGGCCGAGAAGUUGUUCGAGCUGCCUAUCACGGUCCACGAGAAGCUGCUACUGGUCAAGAAACAGCUGGCCUGGCUCAACCAGAUCUACUCGCUGUACCGGGAGCAGGACGCCGCCAAAAACAAAUGGUCUGAGACCUUGUGGGUCGACCUUGACAUUGAGGUGCUGAGCCGCGGUAUAGAGGACUACAUCAAACAGCUGAGGAAGUUACCCAAGAACGUGAGGUCACUUCAGCCCGCCGUCGUCCUUGACCAGCAGAUGAAACAGUUCAAAGACUCGCUGCCCUUGAUCGUAGACCUUAAGUCGGAGGCCCUACGAGAGCGACACUGGAAGGAACUGAUGAGCAAGACAGGCCAGGAGUUCGACAUGAACCCGAAGACCUUCACCUUGGCCGGCAUCUUCAACAUGAAGCUGUACCGCUUCUCUGCUCUCAUCAACGAGAUCGUCGUCGCCGCCUCAAAGGAGAUGAGCAUAGAAAAGGGCAUCAAUGAUGUGGAGGAGCUGUGGAAGAAGGCCAAGUUCAUCAUCCUGCCCUAUGUCAAGGGCAACCGUCGCGCGCACAUCCUGGGCCCCGUGGACGAGAUCCUGCAGAAUCUUGACGACACGAGCGUCAACCUGCAGAACAUGUCCGCCUCUCGCUUCAUUGGGCCCUUCCUGCCGCUCGUACAGUCAUGGGAGAAGUCGCUCUCUCGGAUAUCAGAGGUUCUAGACGUGUGGCUGCAGGUGCAGCGGAAGUGGAUCUACCUGGAGGGUAUAUUUGGGGGAGGUGACAUCAGUAAACAACUUCCGGAGCAAGCCAAGUUUUUUGACAAGAUCGACAAACAGUUCAAAAAGAUAAUGGAAUCGACCAACGACUCGCCCAACAUCAAGCAGGCCACUCACGUUGAUGGCCGCUAUGACGAGAUGGUCUCGCUCUCCCUGGGACUCGAGCGGUGCCAGAAGUCUCUCAACGACUACCUGGACUCCAAGAGGAAUGCUUUCCCCAGAUUUUUCUUUAUUUCUGAUGACGAGCUACUCAGCAUUCUGGGGUCGUCUGAUCCGGAGUGUGUACAGGAGCACAUCAUUAAGAUGUACGACAACAUCGCCAGCCUGAGGUUCGUCAAGAACGCCAACAACCCCAAGGAGCUGAUGGUCAACGCCAUGAUCUCCGCGGAGAAGGAGGUGAUGGAGUUCCGUACAGCUCUCAGCUCCAACGACAGGGUCGAGAUCUGGAUGACGGCCGUCCUAGAGGAGAUGAGGAGGACCAACCGACUCAUCACCAAGGAGGCCAUCUUCUACUACAGCUAUCAGAAGUCCAGGGCCGACUGGAUGCUGGACUACCAGGGGAUGGUGUGUCUGGCAGCGAGCCAGGUGUGGUGGACCUGGGAGGUGGAGGAUGUCUUCAGGAAGAUAAAAAAUGGCAUCAAGACGGCACUCAAAGACUACUCCAAGAAGAUGCACAUGCAGCUAGAUCAGCUGGUCGUUAAGGUACGGUCUAACCUGUUGAAGAAUGACCGGAAGAAAUACAACACCUCGUUGAUCAUCGACGUCCAUGCUAGGGACAUAGUAGACGGCUUUGUCAGGGACAGCAUCAUGGACGAGAAGGAGUUCGAGUGGGAGUCCCAGCUCCGGUUCUACUGGGUGAAGGAGCCGGACGAGCUGUACAUCCGGCAAUGUACCGGCUCCUUUCUCUAUGGGUACGAGUACAUGGGGCUCAACGGCCGGCUCGUCAUCACGCCGCUCACUGACCGCAUCUACCUGACCUUGACCCAGGCGCUGUCCAUGAACUUGGGCGGGGCGCCGGCUGGACCUGCUGGAACCGGCAAGACGGAGACGACAAAAGAUCUGGCCAAAGCGCUGGGGCUCUUGUGUGUGGUGACAAACUGUGGGGAGGGGAUGGAUUAUAAGGCCUUCGGUAAGAUCCUGUCGGGCCUGUGCCAGUGUGGGGCCUGGGGCUGUAUGGACGAGUUUAACCGGAUCGACAUCUCCGUGCUGUCCGUCAUCUCCACACAGCUGCAGCUCAUCAGGCACGCCCUCGUCAUGAAGCUUACACAUUUCCAGUUUGAAGGAGCUGAGAUCCCCCUAGACAACCGAGUCGGUGUUUUCAUCACGAUGAACCCCGGUUAUGCCGGACGCACGGAACUGCCGGAGUCCGUCAAAGCUUUGUUCCGUCCGGUCGUGGUCAUCGUGCCGGACCUACAGCAGAUCUGUGAGAUCAUGCUCUUCUCGGAGGGCUUCCUGCAGGCCAAGAUCAUGGCCAAGAAGAUGACAGUACUGUACAAGCUGGCCAGAGAACAGCUCUCCAAACAGUUCCACUACGACUUUGGUCUGAGGGCUCUUAAGUCGGUGCUAGUCAUGGCAGGGGAACUCAAGAGGAGUGCUGAGGAGUUGGAGGAGGAUGUGGUGCUGAUGAGGGCACUAAGAGACAUGAACCUGCCGAAGUUUGUCUUCGAGGAUGUUCCCCUGUUCCUGGGUUUGAUAUCCGACCUGUUCCCGGGCCUCAACUGCCCGAGGGUCCGGUACCCCAGCUUCAACGACGCGGUGGAGGCGAGUCUGACAGAACAGGGGAUGAUCAUCUUACCUGUACAGGUGGAUAAGAUUGUCCAGUUGUACGAGACCAUGAUGACCCGACACUGCACCAUGAUUGUGGGCCCGACGGGGGGCGGGAAGUCUGUCGUACUGAACAUGUUGGUCCAGGCCCAAACUAGGUUGGGCACGCCAACCCGUCUGUUCACCAUCAACCCCAAGGAGAGGCCAGUGAUAGAGCUUUACGGCGUCCUUGACCCCGUUAGCAGAGACUGGACUGAUGGACUUCUCUCCAACAUCUUCAGAGAGAUCAACAAACCCACCGAACGUAAAGAGCUGCGCUACAUCGUGUACGACGGUGACGUGGACGCCCUGUGGGUGGAGAACAUGAACUCAGUCAUGGACGACAACAAGCUGCUCACGCUGUCCAACGGAGAGCGGAUCCGGCUGCAGAACUACUGCGCCAUGUUGUUUGAGGUGUACGACCUCCAGUACGCCUCACCGGCCACCAUCUCACGCUGCGGCAUGGUGUACGUCGACCCGAAAAACCUGGGUUACGUCCCCUUCUGGGAGCGGUGGCGCAUGAAGCGGCCAGAGGAGGAGGCCAAGACCUUCGACAAGCUCUUCAAGAAGUACGUCAGUCACGUGACCGACCUGGUGGUGGACGGCCUGCAGGACGGUCAGCAAGUGGAGAAGCUCAAGAUGAUUGUACCACUGACCAAUCUCAACAUGGUCCAGCAACUGACCGUCAUGCUACAAGCCACCAUCGUACAGAAUGACCUUGACCCCGCCGAGUUGGAGGCCCUGAUGGUCCAGGCCCUGGUCUGGUCUCUGGGGGCGGGUCUACUGGAGGAGAGCCGGAUCCGGUUCGACACCUACCUCAAGUACAUUGCCAGCAUGGCCAUGAUCUAUGACCCCAACAAAAGUCCCGGGGCAGGUGAACUGCCUGGCCUGCUGACCUUGUUUGACCACACCUAUGACGUCGUCAAGAAGAAAUGGAUCCCCUGGCAGAAGCUGGUGCCGUCCUAUGAGCACGAUCCUGAGAGAAAGUUUUACGACAUCCUGGUCCCUACGGUAGAGACGGUGCGGGCCACCUGGCUCCUACAGCUGCACAUAUUGGUCAGACGGCCCGUGGUUCUGGUGGGCGAGACUGGGACGUCCAAAACUGCCACCAUCCUCAACUUCCUGCGUGCCAUCAAUCAGGACACGACGAUGCUGCUGAACAUGAACUUCUCCUCCCGGACAACCUCCCUGGACGUACAGCGGAACCUGGAGGCCAACAUGGAGAAGCGCACCAAGGACACAUACGGUCCGCCCUCCAACAAGAGACUCAUCAUCUUCAUUGAUGAGCUCAACAUGCCGCAGGUGGACACGUAUGGGACCCAGCAGCCGAUCGCCAUGUUGAAACUUCUGCUGGACCGUGGGGGCGUGUACGACAGGGGCAAGGAACUCUGCUGGAAGAACAUGAAGGACCUGGGCUACAUCGCCGCCAUGGGGAAGGCGGGGGGCGGCCGGAACGAGACGGACCCACGAUUUGUCUCCCUGUUCUCCGUCUUCAACAUGACCUUCCCUGAUAACAACUCCCUGCUCAGGAUCUACGUCUCCAUCCUGGAAGGUCAUCUCAGACCUUUCGAGUUGGAGAUCAGUCGACAGGCGACCAACCUCACACACAUGACCUUGGAGCUUUACGCGGUCCUGAUCAAAGAGCUACCCCCCACCCCGUCCAAGUUCCACUACAUCUUCAACCUCCGCGACCUGUCCCGUGUGUACAACGGCCUGUGUAUGUCCACCCCAGACCGUUUCAGCACCCUCUCCCAGUUCCUCAGGCUGUGGAGGAACGAGUGCAUGAGGGUCAUCUGUGACAGGCUCAUCACUAUAGAGGACAAGGACCUGGUGCAGGGCCACAUCCUGCGUCUGAUCAAGGAACACUUCAAAGACUCCAACAGUGAGUACAUCGCGAGGGACCCCAUACUCUACGGCGACUUCCGGUAUGCGCUGGACGAGGGCGAGCCCAGGAUCUAUGAGGAUCUGCAGGACUACGAGGCUUGUAAAGCUCUCUUUAACGAGAUACUUGAAGACUACAACGCAGUCCAAGACUCGAUGCGUCUGGUGCUGUUUGAUGACGCGCUUGAGCACCUGACUCGCAUUCACCGCGUGCUCAGGAUGGACAGGGGCAACUCCCUGCUGGUGGGGGUGGGGGGCAGCGGGAAGCAGAGUCUCUGUCACCUGGCCUCACACGCCGCCAGGUGUGAGGUCUUCCAGAUCAAGCUCAGCCGCGGGUAUAACGAGUCCACGUUCCGAGAGGACCUGAAGACGUUGUACCAAAAACUGGGCAUGGAGAACAAGCAAGUCGUUUUUCUCUUCACAGACCAGCAGGUAGCGGAAGAAGGAUUCCUGGAGCUGAUCAACAACAUGCUGACCACUGGAAUGGUUCCAGCGCUCUACGCAGACGACGAGAAGGAAGGAAUCAUCGGCGCGCUACGUCGUGACGCCGACCUGGCAGGGCGGGGACCAGCCAAGGAGAGCAUCUGGCAGUUCUUCGUGGACAAGUGCGCCAACAACCUGCACAUCGUCAUGGCCAUGUCACCUGUAGGGGAGACCCUCAGAACCAGGUGCCGGAACUUUCCAGGUAUCGUCAACAACGCUAUCAUCGACUGGUUCUUCCCGUGGCCCGAGCAAGCUUUGUUUGCUGUGGCCAGCGUCAUGAUCUCGCCUGAUAACCAGCUGAUCCCUGGUGAGUACAUCGAGGACAUCGUGGCCCACUGCGUCAUGGUCCACCAGAGCGUCAACGACUUCAGCCUACUCUUCCUGCAGCGCUGGCGCCGCUACAACUACGUCACGCCCAAAAACUACUUGGAUUUUAUUUUCUGCUACCUCAGGCUGCUCAAGGAGAAAGAUCUUUACAUUCUGUCACAGUGUGAGCGUCUACAAGGAGGUCUGACGAAGAUUGCCGAGGCCAGCCAGAUGCUGAAGGUACUGAACGAGAAGCUGGCCGUCCAGAGGGUGGCCGUCAAAGAGAAGACAAUCGCCUGUGAGAGUCUGCUGAAGGAGAUCUCCCAGUCCAGCUCGGAGGCUCACGAGAUGAAGGCGGCGGCACAGAUCAAGGCCGAGGAGAUUAAGGAGUCCAGCAAGAUUAUUGCUGUGGAGAAGGCUGAAGCGGAAGAAGCUCUACAAGAAGCUCUACCAGCACUGGAGGCUGCAAGGCUGGCACUGGAUGACCUUGACAAAACGGACAUUACAGAAGUCAGGUCAUUCGCCAAGCCCCCGCCAGCCGUCCAGACGGUCUGCGAGUGUAUCGUGGUGCUGAAGGGGGUCAAGGAGGUGAGCUGGAAGUCUGCCAAGGGGAUGAUGUCGGACCCCAGCUUUCUCAGACAGCUCAAGGAGCUCGACGUGGACAACAUCACGUCUAGACAGACACAGACGGUCAAAUCUAUGCUUCAGGGCAUCAACGUGACCAUCCAACAAAUGUCAGCCAUUAGCAGGGCUGGCGCGGGACUGCUCAAGUUCGUCGUGGCUGUCAUGGGAUAUUGUGCUGUCUUCAGGGAGAUCAAACCCAAGAGAGAAAAGGUGGCCACAUUGGAGAGAAACUUCUUCGAACUGAAGAGAGGUCUGGACAAGAUCAACAAACAAGUGGCCAAACUUGAAGACCUGUUGGCCAACCUGAACCUCAAGUACGAGAUGGCCAUGGCAGAGAGACAGCGGCUGGAGGAAGAGACAAGGCUGAUGGAGAAACGGUUGAUAGCAGCUGAUAAGCUCAUCAACGGCCUCAGCUCGGAGAACGUCAGAUGGCUCAAAGAUCUGGCAGAGCUGAGAAAAAAACGGGAACGGUUGCUAGGCGACUGUAUAGUCGGCGCCGCCUUCCUGAGCUACGUGGGCGCCUUCAGCUUUGAGUACAGACACGAGCUGAUGAACAAAGUCUGGGUGCCAGACCUCCAGACGAGACAGAUCCCACUGAGCAGCCCGUACCGUAUCGAGGACCUUCUGACCACAGACGUCGAGAUCAGCAAAUGGUCAUCUGAAGGUCUCCCACCCGACGAGUUGUCCAUACAGAACGGCAUCUUGACCAUGCGGGCCAGCAGGUUCCCUCUGUGUAUUGACCCCCAGCAGCAGGCCUUGAACUGGAUCAAGAAGAGGGAGGAGAAACACAACCUCAAGUGCUGCACUUUUAACGACGACGACUUCCUGAAACAACUGGAGAUGUCCAUCAAAUAUGGCUUCCCCGUCCUGUUUACCGACGUAGACGAGUACAUUGACCCCGUCAUUGACAACGUGCUGGAGAAAAAUAUCAAAGGCGCGCAGGGGAGGGAGACGGUGAUGCUGGGAGACAAAGAGGUGGACUACGACAAAAACUUCCGGUUGUACCUGAACACCAAACUCUCCAACCCCAAGUUUGGGCCCAAUGUGUUUGGCAAGGCCAUGGUCAUUAACUACACCGUCACGCUUAUGGGCCUAGAGGACCAGCUACUGAGCGUCAUUGUGGGUUACGAGAAACGGGAACUAGAGGAACAGAGGGAGAGCUUGAUCCAAGAAACUAGCUUCAACAAGAAGCUGUUGUAUGACCUUGAAGACUCCCUCCUAAGAGAGCUCGCGCAGUCCAAGGGCAACAUGCUGGACAACGAGGACCUGGUGCAGACACUCGAGUCCACCAAAACUAAAGCCUCAGAGGUGACCUACAAACUUGACCUGGCCUCCAAGACGGCCAUUGACAUCGAGAAGACACGUGACGGCUACAGACCAGCUGCCAUGCGCGGCGCCAUUUUGUUUUUCGUGCUGGCGGAUAUGUCAGUGGUCAACUCGAUGUAUCAGUACUCGCUGGAGGCUUUCCUAGAGGUGUUCGUCUUCUCCCUGAAGCGGAGUUUACCAGACACCAUCCUAAGGAAGCGAAUCAACAACAUCCUGGAGGCCCUGACCAUGAACGUCUACAACUACGGUUGUACUGGAAUCUUCGAGAGGGAGAAGCUGCUCUUUUCCUUCCAGAUCACCAUCAAGCUCGAGCAGCAACUGGGUCACGUCAAGCAAGAGGAGCUGGACUUCUUCAUCAAGGGGAACACGUCCCUCCAAAAAAGCGAAAUGAAAAAACCGUUUCCAUGGAUACCAGAUGUGGGGUGGGAGGACUGUAACAGACUGGCGGGUGACUUGAGCAACUUCCAGAACCUUCGAGAAGAUAUCGCUAACAACCAGAUGAUUUGGAAAAAUUGGUAUGACCACGACACCCCCGAAUCCCAGACGCUACCCCUCAACUACGACAAGCAGAUCACACCCUUCCAGAAACUCAUGCUGCUGAGGUGCUUCAGGGUCGAUCGGAUAUACCGCGCCAUUAUGGAUUACGUGACCUUGACCAUUGGUGAGCGCUACGUGACCCCGCCCAUCCUCAGCUUCGACAACAUCUACGAGCAGAGCAGCCCCACCUCCCCCAUCGUCUUCAUCCUGAGCCCGGGUUCGGAUCCCGCCAGCGACUUGAUCAAACUGGCGGAGAGACAGGACUUCCACAACUCCAAGAUCAAGUUCCUCUCUAUGGGUCAAGGUCAAGAGGAAACGGCCAUCCAUCUGCUGGACACAGCUAUAGCCAGGGGCCAGUGGCUGAUGCUACAGAACUGCCACCUGCUGGUCCGGUGGCUGAGGGACCUGGAGAAGAUUCUAGAGAACCUCAGCAAACCCCACCCAGACUUCCGUCUGUGGAUCACCACCGACCCCACCCCCAACUUCCCCAUUGGGAUCCUGCAGAGGUCCCUGAAGGUUGUGACGGAACCGCCCAACGGACUCCGCCUGAACAUGAGGAGCACGUACCUCAAGAUGCCAGCCACGGCACUGAGCGAGUGUGAGCACUCAGCCUUCUCCUCGCUCGUCUUCGUUCUCGCGUUCUUCCACGCCGUGGUGCAGGAGAGGAGGAAAUACGGCAAGGUGGGAUGGAACGUGAGCUAUGACUUUAACGAGAGCGACUUCAACACGUGCAUGAUAGUACUCAACACCUACCUGAACAGGAUGGUGGAACAGGCUGACCCGCGAAUCCCGUGGAACACGUUAAAAUAUCUCAUCGGAGAGGUCAUGUAUGGGGGUCGGGCUAUAGAUGACUUUGACCGACGAAUCCUGAGAACUUACAUGGACGAAUACAUGGGCGAUUUCAUAUUCGAUUCCUUCCAACCGUUCCACUUCUACCACGACGAGACAGUCGAUUACUACAUUCCGAUACCAGAGGAGCCGACCAACAAGGACGAGUACUUGGCUUACAUCGAGUCCCUGCCAUUGGCCAACAAACCGGAUGUGUUUGGUCUGAACCCGAACGCCGAGAUUGGCUACUACACGCAGGCGGCCAAGGCAUUGUGGGAACAUUUGGUGGAGCUCCAGCCCCAGACAGGUGCAUCCGCUGCCGGCAUCAGCCGUGAGGACUACAUCUCCAACAUCGCCAGCGACGUCCUUGAGAAACUGCCGGCGGAGUUUGACCUUGCCAAGAUCCGGCGCAGUCUCGGCCUUGACAUUUCCCCCACAACGGUCGUGCUUCUACAGGAACUGGAGAGAUUCAACCACCUGCUCACACGGAUGAGGCGUUCGCUCAUGACCUUGAAGAGAGCCCUAGCGGGGGAGGUGGGGAUGAGCACAGAACUUGAUGACGUAGCACGCUCCCUGUUUAACGCCAACAUCCCCAACAUCUGGCGUCGUCUGGCGCCCAUCACGCUGAAGUCUCUGGGCAAUUGGAUGGUGCAUUUCCAGAGGCGGCUCAAGCAGUACUACCACUGGGUGAACGAUUGCGAGCCAGCUGUGAUGUGGCUGUCUGGGCUGCACAUCCCCGAGUCGUACCUGACGGCGCUCGUGCAGGCCACGUGCAGGAAGAACGGAUGGCCACUGGACAAGUCCACCCUCUACACCACAGUUACCAAGUACACGGACCCUGAUGACGUCAACGACCGGGCCUCCAGUGGCUGCUAUGUCCACGGCCUGUACCUGGAGGGGGCCGCCUGGGACGUGGAGAGAAAAUGUGUCAUCAGACAACCCCCUAAACAGUUAAUCCAGGAGUUACCUGUGCUCAGGAUUAUCCCUAUAGAAGCUCAUAGGCUUAAGCUACAGAACACAAUUCGAACCCCCGUGUAUGUGACGUCAAUGAGGCGUAACGCCAUGGGGGUCGGCCUGGUGUUUGAGGCUGACCUGGCCACAAAGGAACACAUCUCGCACUGGGUUCUACAGGGGUUGUGUCUCAUACUCAACACAGACUAGCUCUACACAUAUACAAUAUAUAGUCAUACACAUACUCAACAUUUAGUCAUAUACAUACUCAACACAAAGUCACACACAUACUCAACACAGAAUAGCCCUACACAUAUACAACACAUAUACUUAACAUAGUUUUACAUAUACUCCCCACAUAGACUCACUCAUACUCUAUACUGACUAGCCCACCCCGUACUCCACAUAAAAUCCUAUACAUUACAAAUUGUCCUACAAAAACUCAACACAUUUGCCCCACACAUAUUCAACAGACAAAAUAUUGAGCAGAAAUUCUCCUAUACGACAGUACGAACAGACAUUGGUAAAAAUAAUGUUAACUUUUAACAAACGUUUAUUCAUUUAUGACUGGUUACUUUUCAAUUUGUAUUGUGAUUGUUGUCUUUGUUGAUUCAAAUAAAUUUUGUUUUGAUAAAAUCAGAAAAAUAUUGUAAAUUUUCGAAUGUGUUGUAUCCCAUAAAU
Physella acuta is the source of this 14150-nucleotide messenger RNA. Its product is annotated as dynein axonemal heavy chain 10. Gene Ontology annotation, biological process: microtubule-based movement. Lineage: Eukaryota; Metazoa; Mollusca; Gastropoda; Physidae. Gene Ontology annotation, cellular component: dynein complex. Gene Ontology annotation, molecular function: dynein light intermediate chain binding; minus-end-directed microtubule motor activity; ATP binding. The record is from RefSeq and is a predicted model, not a curated record.